AUGUUUCAAUCUUUCACCGGCAACUCACGACGCCCUCGCCAGGUGAAUCUCAGCGGUCGUGCUACCAAUCCGUUUGCUGCAUUCCCCGGAGGACCGCCUAGUCGCCCAGCACCCCAUGCAUCGAACCCCGAGAGUGCAGUGGCAAAUGCCCAACGAGAGCGAGCACUGAGACAACUGGAAAGAGACCGACAGAACGCAUCCCGCACCGUUCAACGAGUUUGGCGGGGCCAUCGAAGCCGAACAACGACCUACAAGAGCUGGAAGUCAGAAUGGGAUACAUAUGAGUGGGAAAGGGUCAGCCCUACCCUGGGAGUUUCUGAUGAUACGGCCUCGAUGACAGAUGUUGAAAGACUGGAAUGUUUACUACGCCUGUCCACACUACCAUAUUCCACAGCGGAGCAAUGUCUGGGUCAGCUCAGGCCUCUAGUUCAGUUUGUGGGAUCAGCCAAGAGACAAGAAGAUAUCCUGCGGCUGGUAUACUUCUGCAACACAUUCGAACAGACCUUUCAUACUUUGCCUACAAUUGCCACGGAGGGCGAAUGGACAGGACUCCUGAAACGCCUUGCAACUGCUAUUCUCAAUGCACUUAGCUCAUCAACCACUUCAUCAACCCACCGCGCAGCAGUAUUGCCUCUGCUUCGGACAUUGGUCUUCCUGGUUGAGCUGAUCCCGAAACGGAUAGCAGCCAGCGCUAAACAUUAUUACACAGCAAUGGCAUAUUUGACAACAAACAUUACAACUAUUGGUGACUAUUUGUCUCCAGGCCACGUUACAAAAGCUGUAAUAGCCCUCCUGCAACCGAUCACCUCAGAAACGAUGACAGCCUAUGAAGCACUCGCCAGCUCAUAUUUGACGAUCCCGAACUUAGCUGGUUAUCUCGGUGAGCUCGACGAGCUGGCGCGUGAGAUGAAUUACAAGAUGUUGGCGUCGGCAAUUGAAACGUCUAUACUUCUGGCGAAGGAGGGUGCCCUCGUCGGAAACACCGAGGCUCAAAAUUGGCUUCUGUCAUACCUGAUCUUCUUCCACCGUUAUGCUCUUCCAGGCCAGGCUAACCUCAAAAGCCCCGAUCUUGGCUUCUUGACUGUGGUUUCUGGACUGCUAAAUCUGACAUCUACUCAUCUUACAAGGUGCUUGGAAGCAGACGAGCCAAGCGAUGAAGAUUCCACCAAUGGCCCUGUUCUCCAUCCGUUCGUCAAAGACCAAAUAUCUAGCCUUGUCAACCAAAGCAGCAUAACCGGGUUGCUCUCGCGCAUCAAAUCAACUCAUAUUUCCCAGCAAGAUUUAUCGAACAGCGAUUCGGACGCUACGAGAGAGGCAAAAAUUCUUGCGACAUAUGCUCUGAACUUGUUGAGGGUCUUUCCUCGGCGUGGUGAUGACAUUCGCAUGUGGUUGUACAUGGGAUCGGCGUCGUCGGGAGAUCAGAUUUCCGGCCAACCAGGCAUGAAGAUCCCAGCGAUCAAAUACUUUUGGCAGGCGUCCAGGUCGAGUCAAAUCUUCGAAAUUAUCAGCAACGAUUCGAACAAGGUCCUUCCAUUACUGCAACCUGCCCCAUAUAGCGAUGGGCGUGUCGGUAUUUCACCAGAGGAGCGAGACCAAGAGUGGACGAUCAUCCUUCUAUUCUUCGAACUCUAUACGUUCCUGCUAAAGGUCAUGGACGACGAAGAGUUCUUCUCAAGUGCAUCGCCAUUUGCAGCCUCCGACAAUUCUCAUUCCUCAUGGACUAAGGAGAGUGCGCUUCCCCUGAAGGAUGUCAGAGACAUGACCGUCUUCCUCAAAAAUCUUGCCUUCACUCUCUACUGGAACCUGGCCGAUUUGACAAGCAAUGGAGAAACUGCGCCUUCUACAGGAGACCUUAGAAAUUAUUUCACCACCGCAGCGCAACCACCUGUGGACACUGCACGACAGGAAACAGAAGCCAAAGAGCGAUCUAAUGAUCUUCCAGGUGUGACAGGAAUCCCACUCGAUUAUUUCAAGGGCCUGGUCACGGGUUUAUUGAGAAUGCUACACGAGCGAGAUUCGCGACGAAAGUUCCUUCCCCCGGAUCAUUGGCUCAUGACAGAUCGCUUCGACAUGGAAGGAUUUAUUCCAGCUGUCGUCGCAGAAGAAGAAAAACGGCACGAGUUCCAAGAAGAUGAGGAUGAUGCCGACACCGAUCUUUUGGACGAAGAGACGCGGGAAGAUUCCAAUCUCGUCGGCAAUAGCCAUGCCCGGCAAUUGGUCCGCCUCCAGGCUAUGCGAGAUCGUCAACAAAAGGCCGCUCGCGGCAAAGCUCUCGCACUUAUUGCGCCAAGGCUAGAGAUCCUUCGAAACAUGCCUUUCUUCAUUCCCUUUGCCACGAGAGUCCAGAUUUUCCGUCAAUUCAUCUUCAGAGAUCAGCAACGUCGCCGGAGAGGCUUCGUUGACCCCGAAUCCUGGCGUCUCUCUGUGGCUCAAAAUUCCUUGAUCAGUGGUCCAGUCAGUGGCGCCGAUAUUUUGGCUCGCCAUCACGCUGAUAUCAGACGAGAGAGUGUAUUCGAUGACGCGUUCUCUCAAUUCUAUGCUCUUGGUGAUGGUCUCAAGGAGCCAAUCCAGAUCAGCUUCAUUGAUCAAUUUGGAGCCAUGGAAGCUGGCAUUGACGGGGGUGGAGUGACGAAAGAAUUCCUCACUAGUGUCACUUCGCAGGCCUUUAAGACUGAUGAUGGCGAGAGCAUGUUUGCAGAAAAUGAUCAUCAUCUUUUGUAUCCACACCCUGCAGCGGUUGAACAGCGCAAAGCGAUACUCAACGAGGCUGGCCUACCGAGCUCAAGCGCUAUCUGGCAGGACGAAGUACGGAACCUUCUUCGAAAGUAUGAGUUCCUUGGCCGAGUCAUUGGCAAGUGCCUUUACGAAGGGAUACUGGUUGACGUCAACUUUGCGCCAUUCUUCUUAUUGAAGUGGGCUUUGACGGGUGGAAGUCGAUCAGCAGUGAAAGAGUCUUCUUACCGCGCCAAUCUGAAUGACCUCAAGGAUCUUGAUGAGGGAUUGUAUCAAGGCCUGCUGCAACUCAAGAACUAUCCCGGCAACGUGGAAGACUUUGCUCUUGAUUUCACCGUCAACAACACGAUCCCGAUGCCCAGUGGAAGACAUCGUACGUCUACAGUAGAGCUGAAGCCAAACGGCUCCCAGACUGCUGUGACCAACAAGAACCGAUUGGUCUACAUCUCGUACAUGGCGCGUUAUCGUCUUCAGUUGCAACCUGCCAUGCAGACCAAUGCAUUCCUGCAGGGCCUUGGUCAGAUGAUCCAACCCGCAUGGCUCUCCAUGUUCAACCAGUCUGAAUUGCAAACAUUGGUGAGUGGAGAUAAUGCUGACAUUGAUGUGGAAGAUCUGCGACGGAAUACACUCUACGGAGGGGUGUAUGUGAUCGGUGAUGACAAUUUGGAGCACCCUACGAUCGCUUUGUUCUGGCAGGUCAUGCACCAAAUGAACAACGAGGAGCGACAAAAAGUGAUCCGCUUUGUCACCUCGACGCCUCGGGCACCCCUGCUAGGGUUCAGUCAUCUGCAUCCCCGGUUCAGCAUCCGAGACUCCAGCGAAGAUCAAGAACGCUUGCCAAGUACCAGCACUUGCGUGAAUCUGCUCAAGUUGCCACGAUACUCGGAUGCUGAAACUCUGAGGACCAAACUUCUGUAUGCAGUCAGCUCGGGAGCUGGUUUCGAUUUGAGUUGA
This is a messenger RNA of Penicillium brevicompactum, 3687 nucleotides long. Its product is annotated as HECT-type E3 ubiquitin-protein ligase. Gene Ontology annotation, biological process: ubiquitin-dependent protein catabolic process; protein polyubiquitination. Gene Ontology annotation, molecular function: ubiquitin protein ligase activity; protein binding. The transcript has 3 exons. Lineage: Eukaryota; Fungi; Ascomycota; Eurotiomycetes; Eurotiales; Aspergillaceae. The record is from RefSeq and is a predicted model, not a curated record. Bases 1 to 3687 code for a protein of 1228 amino acids.